AUGAGUCUCGAAGGAAAUACCCUAGGCAAAGGGGCCAAAUCUUUUCCUCUGUAUAUUGCGGUAAAUCAGUACUCUAAACGAAUGGAGGACGAGCUCAAUAUGAAACCAGGUGAUAAAAUUAAAGUCAUUACUGAUGAUGGGGAGUACAAUGACGGCUGGUAUUAUGGGCGCAAUUUGAGAACCAAAGAGGAAGGUUUAUACCCAGCGGUAUUUACCAAAAGAAUAGCAAUAGAAAAACCAGAGAACCUGCACAAAUCACCAACCCAAGAGAGUGGAAAUUCUGGUGUUAAAUAUGGAAAUUUAAAUGAUUCUGCGAGUAACAUAGGUAAAGUCUCCUCGCAUCAACAGGAGAACAGAUAUACAUCAUUGAAAAGUACAAUGAGCGAUAUAGACAAAGCCUUGGAAGAGCUAAGAAGUGGUUCAGUUGAACAAGAGGUAUCAAAAUCGCCCACACGCGUGCCCGAAGUUAGCACUCCACAGUUGCAAGAUGAACAGACUUUGAUUCAAGAAAAAACCAGAAAUGAGGAAAACACGACACAUGACUCGUUAUUUUCUAGCACAGCGGAUUUAAACUUAAGUUCUGAAUCUUUGAAGAAUAUAAGUAAGUCAAAUAUAUCAACAAAAUCCCUAGAACCGAGUUCGGAAUCAGUUCGUCAAUUAGAUUUGAAAAUGGCUAAAAGUUGGAGCCCAGAAGAGGUUACUGAUUACUUUAGCUUGGUUGGAUUUGAUCAAUCCACUUGCAAUAAAUUCAAAGAGCAUCAAGUCUCCGGAAAAAUACUACUGGAAUUAGAACUGGAACACCUAAAAGAAUUGGAAAUAAAUUCUUUUGGUAUAAGAUUUCAGAUAUUCAAAGAAAUAAGGAACAUCAAGUCUGCAAUUGAUUCGUCGUCAAAUAAACUGGACGCCGACUACUCUACCUUUGCUUUUGAAAACCAAGCUGCCCAACUAAUGCCUGCAGCCACUGUAAAUAGAGACGAAAUCCAACAACAAAUUUCCUCCAAGUGUAACAAGUUGUCAAGUGAAAGCUCUGAUAGAAAAUCAUCUUCGGUCACCACAGAAUUGCAAAGACCAAGCUCGGUUGUUGUUAAUCCCAAUUUUAAACUUCACGACCCAGCUGAGCAGAUCCUAGAUAUGACAGAAGUUCCUAAUUUGUUUGCUGAUAAAGAUAUUUUCGAAUCACCGGGAAGGGCUCCAAAACCACCAUCAUAUCCAAGUCCAGUUCAACCUCCACAAUCGCCCUCUUUUAAUAACAGGUACACAAAUAAUAACGCAAGGUUUCCUCCUCAAACAACAUAUCCACCUAAAAACAAGAACCCAACCGUUUAUUCAAAUGGGCUAAUUCCAAAUUCUUCGACAUCUUCCGAUAAUUCAACGGGCAAGUUCAAAUUCCCUGCCAUGAAUGGUCAUGACUCGAACUCUAGGAAAACAACACUGACAUCUGCUACUAUACCUUCUAUUAACACGGUUAACACAGAUGAAUCUCUACCCGCAAUUUCAAAUAUAUCUUCAAAUGCUACAUCUCAUCAUCCGAACAGAAAUUCCGUUGUUUACAAUAACCAUAAGAGGACGGAAUCCGGAAGCUCAUUUGUUGAUUUGUUCAACAGGAUUUCAAUGCUAUCGCCAGUCAAGUCAAGUUUCGACGAAGAAGAAACGAAACAACCUUCAAAAGCUAGCAGAGCAGUUUUUGACUCAGCACGCAGAAAGUCGUCUUACGGACAUUCAAGAGAUGCCUCACUUUCUGAAAUGAAAAAGCAUAGGAGAAACUCUUCUAUAUUAUCUUUUUUUUCUUCAAAAAGUCAGUCUAAUCCAACGUCACCAACCAAACAAACUUUCACUAUCGAUCCCGCAAAGAUGACUUCCCAUUCUCGUUCUCAGUCGAAUUCCUAUUCGCAUGCAAGAUCACAAUCUUACUCCCAUAGUAGAAAACACUCGUUAGUUACCAGCCCCUUGAAAACUUCUUUAAGCCCUAUAAAUUCCAAAUCCAAUAUUGCUUUAGCGCAUAGCGAAACUCCUACUAGUAGUAAUAAUAAGGAGGCAGUAUCACAACCAAGUGAAGGGAAGCACAAGCACAAGCACAAGCACAAGAGCAAGCACAAACACAAGAACAGUAGCUCCAAAGAUGGCUCUUCCGAAGAAAAAAGCAAAAAGAAAUUAUUUAGUAGCACCAAAGAAUCAUUUGUAGGAAGCAAGGAAUUCAAAAGAUCUCCCAGUGAACUUACCCAAAAAUCUACCAAAUCGAUACUUCCCAGGUCGAAUGCUAAAAAGCAACAAACAUCUGCUUUUACCGAAGGUAUACGCUCUAUCACAGCAAAGGAAUCUAUGCAAACUGCGGACUGUUCAGGCUGGAUGAGCAAAAAAGGUACCGGUGCUAUGGGGACUUGGAAACAACGGUUUUUCACACUUCAUGGAACAAGGCUUUCUUAUUUUACGAAUACCAAUGAUGAGAAGGAGCGUGGCCUGAUAGAUAUAACGGCACAUAGGGUCUUACCUGCCAGUGAUGAUGAUAGGCUCAUUUCCUUAUACGCUGCGAGCUUAGGAAAAGGAAAAUACUGUUUCAAAUUGGUCCCUCCGCAACCGGGGUCCAAAAAGGGGCUAACCUUUACAGAACCUCGCGUUCACUAUUUUGCAGUUGAGAAUAAAUCUGAAAUGAAGGCAUGGCUGUCAGCCAUAAUAAAGGCCACUAUUGAUAUUGAUACAAGCGUCCCUGUCAUUAGUUCAUAUGCCACACCAACGAUACCUCUAAGCAAGGCACAGACGCUAUUGGAAGAAGCUAGGUUACAAACCCAGUUAAGAGAUGCUGAAGAGGAAGAGGGAAGAGAUCAAUUUGGAUGGGAUGACACCCAAAAUAAAAGAAAUUCUAAUUAUCCAAUCGAACAAGAUCAAUUUGAGACCAGCGAUUACCUGGAAAGUUCAGCAUUUGAAUACCCUGGUGGCAGACUUUGA
Molecule: messenger RNA, 2943 nt
Organism: Saccharomyces cerevisiae S288C
Lineage: Eukaryota; Fungi; Ascomycota; Saccharomycetes; Saccharomycetales; Saccharomycetaceae
Gene: BOI1
Product: Boi1p
Exons: 1
Coding region: 1-2943 (980 amino acids)
Biological process (GO): budding cell apical bud growth; vesicle fusion to plasma membrane; septum digestion after cytokinesis
Cellular component (GO): cellular bud; cellular bud neck
Molecular function (GO): phospholipid binding
Source: RefSeq, marked reviewed